This is a messenger RNA of Postia placenta MAD-698-R-SB12, 432 nucleotides long. RefSeq lists its product as hypothetical. The record is from RefSeq and is a predicted model, not a curated record. Lineage: Eukaryota; Fungi; Basidiomycota; Agaricomycetes; Polyporales; Adustoporiaceae. The transcript has 4 exons. Bases 1 to 432 code for a protein of 143 amino acids.
AUGUCAGAAUCUAUGACGGUGUACAAGGAAACGCAGCUCGCCAAUCAUCCUUAUACACAGCUCAAGCCCGGCUACGACUCGGUUCAAGCUCAGGCCGAGGCCGCGACUCACCCGGUACAGAGGUUAAUUAAGAAAGUUCAUCUAACGAACAAAAUAGUGGUGCUAGUGGCUGACGUACUGUUUCCUACACUUCUGCAAGGUCAUUUUCCGCUUCAAGGGCCGUUGGCCAUUCAGGGCGAUCUGUCGUCCAUUAGGAAUGUCAUCCCUUUUCUAGAUAUAGAGUACUCUGCUGAGCGGCCCGUCCACGGCUCGGCCGCGGCCUACCAGAUUGGCCUUUGGAACUCGAGGCCGACCAAGUGUUCCGAUUUGAAAAUGUUGACGGGGUCCUUCGCUUACCAAUCUGCGAUCGGACCUCAACUGGUCCUCAAGUAG